AUUCCGACAUUACCAAUUGCAAGCCCACCUAUUCAAGUAUCAGUGUUAAACAAUAAUUGGCUCGAUCUCUGAACACUGGUGGGCGAAGCGUCAUGGGAUUGUUGAAGGACUUGCAUAUACUCGCCACCGACCUAUCACUAUAGCCUAUCACCUUAUUUGAACGUUGGAGUGAAGUGUGCCUAUUUAAGAAAGAUGGGAAAUGGAAGUACCUCCCACCUUCUAUCUUUGGAAUCAAAAGGUUGAAACGAGUUGAGAGAGCGAGAGAUAGAGAACGAAGAAGAGAGAGUGAGUGAGAGAGAGAAAGAGAGAGAGAGGGAGAGAGAGAGAGCCGCAGUUGAGACUGGACUAUAGGCUAUCAGGUCUUCAUUAUUUUCUGUAAAAUGCGUUAGGACGCGAUUGGUCUGUCAUUCAUCUGUUUAUUGAAGUCAUACGGGACGAUUAAAUAUAAGUUCAGGUGUAGGAACCGAAGGCCCAGGUAACGCUCAAGAUGCCAGAGCAGAGUAACGACUACCGCGUGGUGGUGUUCGGGGCCGGUGGCGUCGGCAAGAGCUCUCUGGUGCUGCGCUUCGUCAAGGGGACCUUCCGAGACACCUACAUCCCCACAGUGGAGGACACGUACAGGCAGGUGAUCAGCUGUGACAAGAGCGUGUGCACCCUCCAGAUCACCGACACCACGGGCAGCCACCAGUUCCCCGCCAUGCAGCGCCUCUCCAUCUCCAAGGGCCACGCCUUCAUCCUGGUCUACUCCAUCACCAGCAAGCAGUCGCUGGAGGAGCUCAAGCCCAUCUACCAGCAGGUGCUGGCCAUCAAGGGCAACGUGGAGAACAUCCCCAUCAUGCUGGUGGGCAACAAGAUCGACGAGCCCCAGCGUGAGGUGGAGACCAAGGACGGCGAGGCCCAGGCCACCUCCUGGAAGUGUGCCUUCAUGGAGACCUCGGCCAAGACCAACCACAACGUCACAGAGCUCUUCCAGGAGCUGCUCAACCUGGACAAGAAGAGGAACAUGAGCCUGAACAUUGACGGCAAGCGGUCAGGCAAGCAGUCGCGAGCUGACAAGCUCAAGGGCAAAUGCAGCGUCAUGUAGACAGAUGAGAGCUGGGGAUAGCAGGGGGAACGCUAAUGGCUAAUGGCAGAGACUGGAACCAACAAAGCGAGAGGAACGUCAGCCUCACAGGAAGAGGUAUGAGGAAGUGAAUGGUUCACCAUGGUUGGGGACCUUGUUUGUCGUCAGUGUAGCCCUACUCAUCCUAAUGGCAAGCAUGCCUUUCCCUCUCCCUUCUGUGCAUUCAACCAGCCAUCUUUCUCCAUCUCUCCUUAAGGGGGCCCGCCGCCUGUUUAAACUCACAGGUACACAUGUAUAUGCUCUUCCAAAGCCAUACCAUUCUUAUUGCCUUGUCUGUGUAAACUACUGUAUGUCAAGCAACUAAACCAUCAUGGUUUUGGGUAGAAUAGAAUUUCAA
Alosa sapidissima (American shad) is the source of this 1460-nucleotide messenger RNA. RefSeq names its product DIRAS family, GTP-binding RAS-like 1b (gene diras1b). Lineage: Eukaryota; Metazoa; Chordata; Actinopteri; Clupeiformes; Clupeidae. The coding region runs from base 488 to 1084 and encodes 198 amino acids. The transcript is spliced from 2 exons. Gene Ontology annotation, biological process: signal transduction. Gene Ontology annotation, cellular component: plasma membrane. The record is from RefSeq and is a predicted model, not a curated record. Gene Ontology annotation, molecular function: GTPase activity; GTP binding; GDP binding.